GGUCUGCCGAGGUACAAUGCGGCGCGAGUCGGAUGCUGAACAUUCCUGUGGACCCCGAGUUAGCAAGAGGGUCUGGGGCCGAGCGCGAGGUGGGACGAGCGGAGACGGCGUACGUGCCCUGCGUGAGUGCGUGGCGGCGGCGCGUGCGCGAAGUGAGUGGGCGGUGUGGCCGGGUCCACGUGCGUCCCUCCCCGCGACCACCGCCGCCUUGAGCCAGGCGGCUCCAUGACCCGACUCACCCCGGCAUCCGCUCCAGUCCCCUAGCGGCCCUUCCCAGUCUCCGGUCCCACAGUGUCUGCAGCCUCGGCCGGCGGCCCCGCAUUGCCAUGGUGACUGUGGGCAACUACUGCGAGGCCGAAGGGCCCGUGGGUCCGGCCUGGGUGCAGGAUGGCCUGAGUCCCUGCUUCUUCUUCACGCUGCUGCCCUCGACCCGGAUGGCCUUGGGGGCUCUGGCCUUGGUACUGGUUCUUCCCUGCAAGCGGGGGGAGCGGCCCACCGGCCCCGACGCGCUGUCUUGGGGGCCCGGCCCUCUGGUCGCUCCCUACGUGCUGCAGCUGUUUCUGGCCACACUUCAGGCGUUGCUGCCCCUGGCCGGCCUCGCUGGGCGGGCAGGCACUGCCCAGGGAGCCCCACUGCCAAGCUACCUACUCCUGGCCUCUCUACUGGAGAGUCUGGCCAGUGUCUGUGGCCUGUGGCUACUGGUGGUGGAGCGGAGCCAGGCACAGCAGAGUCUGGCAAUGGGCGUCUGGAUCAAGUUCAGGCACAGCCCGGGUCUCCUGCUUCUCUGGACUGUGGCGUUUGCAGCGGAGAACUUGGCCCUGGUGUCUUGGAACAGCCCACAGUGGUGGUGGGCGAGGGCCGACGUAGGCCAGCAGGUUCAGUUUAGCCUGUGGGUGCUGCGGUAUGUGGUCUCUGGAGGACUGUUUGUCCUGGGGCUCUGGGCCCCUGGGCUUCGCCCCCAGUCCUACACCUUGCGUGUUCAAGAAGAGGAUCAAGAUGUGGAAAGGAGACAGGCUCCGUCAGCAGAGCAGCGGUCUACCUGGCGAGACCUGGGCCGGAAGCUCCGUCUACUGAGUGGCUACCUGUGGCCACGGGGGAGUCCAGCUCUUCAGCUGGUUGUGCUCAUCUGCCUGGGGCUCAUGGGGUUGGACCGGGCACUCAACGUGUUGGUCCCCAUCUUCUACAGAGACAUCGUGAACUUGCUAACUGACAAGGCACCCUGGAGCUCCCUGGCCUGGACUGUCUCUACCUACGUCUUCCUCAAGUUCCUCCAGGGUGGCGGCACUGGCAGUACAGGCUUUGUGAGCAACCUGCGGACGUUCCUGUGGAUCCGGGUGCAGCAGUUCACUUCGCGGCGGGUGGAGUUGCGCCUCUUCUCACACCUGCACGAGCUCUCGCUGCGCUGGCACCUGGGGCGCCGCACGGGGGAGGUGCUGCGGAUAGUGGACCGGGGCACGUCCAGCGUCACAGGGUUGCUAAGCUACCUGGUGUUCAACGUCAUGCCCACCCUGGCCGACAUCAUCAUCGGCAUCAUCUAUUUCAGCAUGUUCUUCAAUGCCUGGUUCGGCCUCAUCGUGUUUCUGUGCAUGAGUCUUUAUCUCACCCUAACCAUCGUGGUCACCGAGUGGAGAACGAAGUUUCGCCGCGCGAUGAACACACAGGAGAAUGCUACACGGGCACGAGCGGUGGACUCUCUGCUCAACUUUGAGACGGUGAAGUACUAUAACGCCGAGGGUUAUGAGGUGGAACGCUAUCAAGAGGCCAUCAUCAAGUACCAGAGUUUGGAGUGGAAGUCAAGCGCGUCACUGGUUUUGCUGAAUCAGACGCAGAACCUGGUGAUAGGACUCGGGCUGCUCGCCGGCUCCCUGCUUUGUGCAUACUUUGUCAGCGAGCAGAAGCUGCAGGUCGGGGACUUUGUGCUCUUUGGCACCUACAUCAUCCAGCUGUACAUGCCGCUCAACUGGUUUGGCACCUACUACAGGAUGAUCCAGACCAACUUCAUCGACAUGGAGAACAUGUUUGACCUCCUCAAAGAGGAGACCGAAGUUAAGGACCUUCCUGGAGCAGGGCCGCUUCACUUUCAGAAGGGCCGGAUUGAGUUUGAAAAUGUGCACUUCAGCUACGCGGACGGGCGGGAGACCCUGCAGGACGUGUCCUUCACCGUGAUGCCUGGACAGACAUUGGCCCUGGUUGGCCCGUCUGGGGCAGGGAAGAGCACAAUCUUGCGCCUGCUGUUUCGCUUCUACGACAUCAGCUCUGGGUGCAUCCGAAUAGACGGACAGGACAUCUCUCAGGUAACCCAGCUCUCUCUCCGGUCUCACAUUGGAGUCGUGCCCCAGGACACUGUCCUCUUCAAUGACACCAUCGCCAACAAUAUCCGCUAUGGCCGUGUCACAGCCGGGGAUGAUGAGGUGGAGGCCGCCGCUCAGGCUGCGGGCAUCCAUGAUGCCAUUCUGGCUUUUCCUGAUGGGUACGAGACUCAGGUGGGCGAGCGGGGACUGAAGCUGAGUGGGGGCGAGAAGCAGCGUGUCGCCAUCGCCCGCACCAUUCUCAAGGCUCCAGACAUCAUUCUGCUGGAUGAGGCAACAUCAGCGCUGGAUACCUCGAACGAGAGGGCCAUCCAGGCUUCUCUGGCCAAAGUCUGUGCCAACCGCACCACCAUCGUAGUGGCACAUAGGCUCUCAACUGUGGUUCAUGCCGACCAGAUCCUGGUCAUCAAGGACGGCUGCAUCGUGGAGCGAGGACGGCACGAGGCUCUGUUGUCCCGAGGCGGGGUGUAUGCUGAUAUGUGGCAGCUACAGCAGCGGGGACAGGAAGAAGUCUCUGAAGACACUAAGCCCCAGACCACUUCACGGUGACAAAAGUUGUGGCCACGUUCCUCCCCAGGGCUAACUCAGAGGGGACUAGAUGUAACCCUCCCCUGGCAUGUCGCAUCCUGGUCUUGGGGUUUGGUGCUAGCUACAGCAAGGAGAGAAAGGGACUUCCAGAAAAGCACUUUCUGGGGAAAUAAAAGCAUGGACUGUAGAUGG
Messenger RNA from Tupaia belangeri chinensis (Chinese tree shrew), 3029 nucleotides. RefSeq names its product ATP binding cassette subfamily B member 6 (LAN blood group) (gene ABCB6). NCBI's taxonomy places the organism in Eukaryota, Metazoa, Chordata, Mammalia, Scandentia, Tupaiidae. Gene Ontology annotation, biological process: transmembrane transport; heme transport. Gene Ontology annotation, molecular function: heme binding; ATP binding; ATP hydrolysis activity. The coding region runs from base 327 to 2858 and encodes 843 amino acids. Gene Ontology annotation, cellular component: vacuolar membrane. The transcript is spliced from 19 exons. The record is from RefSeq and is a predicted model, not a curated record.